AGUUUAUAUUGCACUGAUUUUUAUGUAUAACUAUAAUUUGUAAUAUGAAUUGUUUGUUUUUUAAAAUAAUAUGCGUGCAUGCGAUCGGCGCACGUCGUGAAAACUGAUUUUCUCUCGAAGCUGAGAUUUGUGCACGACCGUGCGCUUGCUAAUAAUAGACCCGCACUGUCCGUGAGCGCAGAUCUUUUCGGAUUCUUAUAGCGUGUAAUUCGAGCGAAGUUCGAGACACAAGUUCACACACCUUACCAUAACCCCACUUGAGAGCUACUCAGUGUUGCACCCAAUGCAUUGAGAACACAUAUAACCUAAAAAUUUGAUUGAAUUUUUUGUAAUGACUCAAUAUAAUAUGUUGGUCAUAGGCAAGCAGCCAAAAUACCAAAAUGAAUCACAAAUGAUUCAAUUGUAAUUGUAUCGAUGUUAUUAGAUCAGUUUCAAUGUAUUUUGAUGAUAGAAACACUGGCAACACUGUCAAAAAUGUUAUUUGUUUGAUAUUUUUAUCACAAUUGGCAUUUUUAAUUGACCAAUCGAGCAUAUUGCAAUAAGUGCACCAUGCGCACAUAUGUCUGGCCUAGAUUAAGAAUUAAAAUUUUACCUUAUACGCGAUCAGCUCUCCGAUCGCGCCAUAAAUGGCUGCGAUUUUUAUUCGUACUUAAUUUUCAAUGCCAAACAAAAAUUACCACACACAUCAAAUAAAAUAUAAUAUACUUUACAACAAAAUAAAUAAAAAAGUGAAAUUUAUUUCUAUUAGAAUUGUAAAUCGUUGAAAAACUGAAAAACGUUAGAUGAUUACAAAGAUAACGUGCGAAUAGCGCCGCAAAUCCGCCGUGUUAUUUUCUAUUUAGUUAAAUAAUCGCGACAGAGCCAGCGACAGUUGGUAAACACCGCAUCAAGAUGACCGGAUGCGAGACAAUGCGCACCGGAAGCAUCACACGGCCGCAUAUACGAAUUUUCUAUAUUUCAUCCAAUUCCAUCUGCACGCAUAAUGCGAUGCCGUUUAGUUGUGUUGGCGCAACAGUGCACUCCGAGCGCUGGACAACAACAACAUGUUUCGCUUGUUUGCCAUCUUGUGCUGCUGGUUUCUGAUUGUCUUCACGGGAUGCAGUGUUGAUGUGUUUGCUCAGUAUCAGAAUCGGAGACCGACUGUGCGACUUCCGCAAGGGACAUUGAUUGGUACUAAAGUAUAUAGUGAUUCGGGAGCUAUAGCAGACGCAUACUUUGGUAUACCUUACGCUGCUCCCCCAGUGGGUACCCUACGUUUUUCUCCACCACAACGCCAUCAUGGCUGGAAUGGAACCCUGCAUGCUUUGAACCAAGCUCCGCCAUGUCCCCAACUACCAAUUCUAAAUGCUCAAACUGUUAGUGAUGAAGACUGUUUGUAUUUAAACGUUUGGGCACCUGAGAAUGCUGGUCGUUAUGGCCUGGCACCUGUGGUGAUUGUUUUCGAAGGAGUUGAAUUUGCAAGGGUUAAUUCCAUACGUAUCCCUGGGCAGGAUCUUGCAAUGGAGAAUGUGGUUACUGUGACGGUUAAUUACCGUACCAAUGUUUUCGGGUUUCUUAGUAUAGGUACCAAUGAUUUACGUGGGAAUUAUGGUUUGAUUGAUCAGUAUUUUGCUAUGAUUUGGGUGAGGGAGAAUGCUAAACACUUUGGAGGUGAUUCGGACCGGGUUACAUUGUUUGGACAUGGUGCAGGGGCUGCGAGUGUGGCGUAUCAUAUGACAUCCCCAAGGACAUCAGGGUUGUUUCAUCGUGUGAUUAUGGCUAGUGGGAGUCUCUUAUCACCUUGGCAUCUACCUACAAAUCAAUUUAAGUCUUCGGAGAAAAUCAUAUCACUUUUGGGAUGUUACAGUGAUUAUUCUAAGAGUAUGAUGCAAUGUCUACGCAGUAAACGUACUGUGGAGAUAUUAAAAGCUUAUGAAGAAUAUAUCGAAAGUGGAAAUGCUCCUGAUGGAUUCAACCCAGUUAUAGAUACUUUCCUUCCAGAAUCAGAUCGUUAUCUCCCAAAAGAACCUUUGAUAGCUUUCCAAGAAGGUACCAUGUUACAACUACCAAUUCUAACUGGUAUCUCCAAGGUUAUUACAGACCCACAAUUUUUACAAUGGGAGCAAAUAGCUCAGCAAGGUACCAUACAACUCCAACAGUUUUUUGAGCAGUCAAAGAUCCAAGAAAUCAUGCGUAAAUAUCAACUGGAUAUUAACAACAAAGAAGAGAUUAUUGAGUUGAUUAAAUGGCAAUAUAUCUAUGAUAAUCAACGAAAUGUCAGAUCUCUUCUUGACCAAUUGAAAGCAUUUGAAUUUGAGACUAAACUUGAAGCCCCGCAUUAUUUACAAGUGAAUUAUUUACUAAGGACGUAUUUGCAACCGAUUUAUGUUUAUGACAUUGAUGAUUUUGGGCUGCAAAUUAAUAAUACCAACGCUGAUUCAUUGAUUACUUCUGAUUUGAUUUUGUUGUUUGGGCCGUUUUUGUUGAAUCAACUGGCAAGGAGAAGGUUUAAUAAUAAUGAGCUCAGAUAUAGUAAGAGAUUUAAACAGUUGAUUGCGAAUUUUGUUAUUUUUGGAAAUCCUUCACCGAAUAAUAAUGUGAAAUCUUGGAAGAAAUACGCACCAAGUGACUUUUACAUUGAACGGAUUGAUGUACAAUCUUUGGAUAAUACUUUAACACGAGCAAAAAGAGUGUCCUUCUGGACACAGUUGUUACCAAAGCUUUCGAAUCCAAAUUUUAACUCUAAUGACAAUCCAAGGGAGCUGUAUUUAAGUCCUGAUCCAGCUGCAGGAUUCCGCCAUGCUAUGUACACACUAGUUGGUCUUGUCGUUGCUCUUUUGGGUCUGCUAACAAUCUGUAUUGUUUUGUUAAAGAGGAGAUCCAAGGAAACCGAACGGCAUCUUCACAUGGGUUUUUAAUCUGUAACAAGCCUGAUGUAUAUCUUUGUUAUUUACUUGAAUAAACAUUUAAAUUGGUUCAUAAAUAA
Molecule: messenger RNA, 2965 nt
Organism: Dalotia coriaria
Lineage: Eukaryota; Metazoa; Arthropoda; Insecta; Coleoptera; Staphylinidae
Product: pyrethroid hydrolase Ces2a
Exons: 5
Coding region: 1044-2897 (617 amino acids)
Source: RefSeq, a predicted model, not a curated record